Messenger RNA from Oncorhynchus gorbuscha (pink salmon), 4295 nucleotides. RefSeq names its product nuclear prelamin A recognition factor-like. The coding region runs from base 1434 to 2846 and encodes 470 amino acids. Gene Ontology annotation, molecular function: lamin binding. The record is from RefSeq and is a predicted model, not a curated record. Gene Ontology annotation, cellular component: lamin filament. The transcript has 10 exons. NCBI's taxonomy places the organism in Eukaryota, Metazoa, Chordata, Actinopteri, Salmoniformes, Salmonidae.
AAUAAAUACGGGAAAAUCGGAUGUCAUUGAGUAAAAGAAUUGCCAAGAACGUGAAAGACAAAACAUAACAAUAUAAUUCGUUAAAAUAAUGAACUUUAGAUAAUCUUUUCUUAUUAUUUAGUAUUUUAAGACUCAAUUAAAACAAAUUAUAUCAAAAACACGUUAAAGCAGGGGGUUGAUUUUUUUAUUAUUUUUAAUAUGGUUUUGUGGAUAUAACGUUGACCAAAAUCAUGACGUUAGUUCUACAUUUCAAAGAGUUCAAAGUAUCAAUAAAGUGACCAGUUUUACUCGGUAUGUACUCCUCCAUAUCUCUCCGAAAUCUAAUGGUGUACGAACAUCUGUAAAACAAAUGUGUCAGUGUUUCAGGUGCAUCAUCGGAGAAUGCACACUUCUCAUCCAUUUCUGUUAACAUUGACACCAUUGUUUUGGAGGGGUACACAUUGUGCAAAAAUAUUUAGGCGCACCUCUCAUCUUAUUAGAAAUACCACAUUUUGAAGGGACAAAGCCAAGACUUUCGACAUUGAAUGUUUGUUUUUCCACACAGUAGGUCAAUUAAUUGUUCAUCUCCUUACAUGUGGAUUCAUGUACAAGAAGAGAGUGAGCUGGAUAAACAAAUCGAGAUACACCCUCAGCCUUUGUUAAUAGAACCAUUCUUAACUAAUACAUGGCUGAUGAUGGAGCCUGGUAUAGGCGUCAUAGGUUAUCUGAGCCAUGCCAGACAUUGCACAUUAGUUGCCAAGCAAGGAAUGUUUUUCUCCCUCCAAUUACUGUUUAGAGAUUUAAAGCAUAAUCAUAGAUAAUUAACCCUUACCAGGAUAUAAAUAGCUAAAUAAAUUGCUGUUUAUAUUGGGUCCUGAUAAUAGGCCUAUAUGUUCUAACAGAAGCUUCAGCCUUUAUUUAGCAUUUAUUAUAUCAAUUAUGAUGAUGAAUGAUGUAUAACAAUAAUUUAUGAUUAUUUUUACUGUAUACUAUGUAAGCCCAUUUUGAAUACAGUAGUCUUCUCGGAGGACACACACAUGGUUUGGGUCCAUUCUUUGGCUCUCCCUCAACAUAAUAGUUAUCAUGGCAUAGCCUAUACAAAUAAAGCUUUAUUGCCUGCCUAUUGAAACACUUGGUGCAAUUAUGUAUGCUUUGUUGUGAUAUGGAAGCUGUUUUGUCUGCAGUUUACCAUCUUUAUUAUAUGCUGCUGUUGAGAUAAGAAGAAUGAUCCUGAUUGGUUAGGACAGGGCUAAUGAUGUAGAAGAUGGGUGGAGUUGAGUCACACACCCACACACAAAUGCCAGCAUUUUAGUUUGGAUCGUAGAAUAGUUGGCACCACAGUUGUCCAAGGUAAAUGUGUAGAAGUGUUGUGAAGAUUCCAGGUCUAUUCCAGAGCUGGAUGGCUUACUGAUCCUGUGUUUGUGAAGUCCAACCCACAGCCAUUUCACAGAAAAAUGUCUGAAGAGAACGUCAGAAGACGCAAGGAGAAGUGUGAGAAUUGCACUAAACAGUGCAACAAGAAGCCGAGUGAUGAAGACCGUAGUUCCCUUCCGGAGGAAGAUGUAGCCAACGGAGAGGUCCCUGCCUCCUCCCAUCUCCUCAAGCAGCAGGUGUUGCUGAGUGCCUGUCUGUCCUGUGAGGGCUGUGUGUCCGAGGAGGAGAGCCUAAAGAUCUCCCAACAGAACCUGGAGGAGGUGGCCCGCGUCCUGGGUCUCAACAAGAAGUGUGAUGUGUCCAAACACCAGGUCCUGGUGGUGUCAGUGUGUCCCCAGUCUCUGCCUUUCUUCGCUGUCAAGUACGGUCUGGACAUUCCUGAGGCCACACGCAAGCUCUGUGGCUUCCUCAAGAGCCUGGGAGUGCAGUAUGUUUUCGAUACCACUCUAGCAGCAGGCUUCAGUAUUCUGGAGAGCCAGAGAGACUUUGUCCAGAGGUACAGCAGGAGGCACCAUGAUAGCCAGGCCCUACCCAUGUUCACCUCCUCCUGUCCAGGGUGGAUCCGGUACGCUGAGCGUGUUCUGGGCAGUCUGGUCACUCCUCACAUCUGUACGGCCAGGUCUCCUCAACAGAUCAUGGGCUGUCUGGUCAAAGACUAUUUCACCAAACAACAGAAGCUGAGCCCAGACAAGCUUUACCAUAUUAUGGUGGCUCCAUGCUUUGAUAAGAAACUGGAGGCAGUGCGAGAGGAGUUCUACAACAGUCUCCUGGAGAGCAGAGACGUGGACUGUGUUCUCACAUCCGGGGAGGUGUUCCACAUGAUGGAGCAGAUGAAGGUGUCACUAGCAGACCUAGACUCUGUCCCUCUAGACCACGUCCUGGGUGAGGCGGGGGAUCCAGCCUUGGUGAGACACCAGGGCAGAGGAUCGGAGGGCUUCCUGGAACACAUCUUCAAAUAUGCUGCUUCUGAACUGUUUAGUCUGGAUGUAGAGGAGAUCACAUACAAGACUCUCAGGAACCGUGACUUUCAGGAGGUGUGUCUGGAGCGGGAUGGAGAGGUGCUGCUGCAGUUUGCAUCCGUCUACGGCUUCAGGAACAUCCAGACCCUGGUCCACCGCAUGAGGAAAGGACACGUCCCCUACCAAUUGGUGGAAGUGCUCUCCUGCCCCGGAGGUUGUGUGAGUGGUCGUGGGCAGGCGCAGGGAGAGACAGGAGGCCGGGUGGACAAAGCCUUGGUUCAGCAGAUGGAGGAGGCCUACAGCAGUCUACCAGUCAGGCUGCCUGACACCAACCCUGGCCUACACUUUCUCUACCAGGACUGGCUGGAGGGACAGGACUCAACGCACGCCAACACACUCCUACACACACAGUACACACAGCAGAGCCCCAGCCAGACACUGACACACACAAAGCCCCCGCACAUACAGUGGUGAAAGACACACACACACCUCUCGUACACACACGUGCACACACACAGAAAACUCCAACACACCUCAACAUCCAAAAGUGGUAAUCAGGACACUGACCCUUUCUUUUCUAAGGACCAUUACAAUGCUUCCCAUAGGUACCAUUGUAUAGGUGGGGAUGGCCAGAGGACCAGGAUGGUGCUUUUGUGGUCUUUUGCACCCUGCCUAAAGAAUAAUCUACGGAAAAGACUGGACCAGUAUAUCCCAGAAAGACUUAAUUCUGGACUUCAAUAUGCCACAAGGUGGUGCUGUUGUUCCAUCUGUUUCACUGCUGUGGAGGCUGGUCCACUGUGCUCUCACACCAUGGAGGGGGAAACAAAGAUGUGAGAAAAGGACGCUAGUGCCAAAUAUGUGGGCUAGAUUCCAGCGCGAAUCAAUUAUGUGACGGACCACAACAUUUAAUCCAGAGGGACACAUUUGCAGGAUGGACAACAUUUAAUCUGCCAGCCAAAGGAGCAGUAACCCCUGGGAGGAAUAAUAUUCUAUCCAAGGGGAUGAAGCUGAAAAACUCACACAAAUGUGUCCUGUUAACAUGUACUGAAUGUUAAGCCUGUAAGAAUAUCUAGAUGCCUUAGUAGUAUUGCAUUUCAGAGGGGUAAAAAUACCCAAAAUGUUCAACCUAAAACCAGGUGUACUUGUUUCAACUGUGAAAUGUACAUGGUGUUUUGUCUCCUGUGAUUCCAAAAUGAUCAAUCAAUUGAUUGAAAAUGCUAGAUCUUCUCACUAAUAAUGCUGAUAGUGCUGUUGUGACUACCAUUUGCAUUGCGUGUGUUCAUCCAUGUAAUAAUCACUGCAAUCAAUUUGGUAAAUGGCUGUGGGAUGGAGAAAUAUAACCACUCUCAAAUUCAUAGACGAAGCUAUUGAGACUUUUUCAUUUAUUUGUAUUUUGUUUAGCCUUUAUUAAUACAGGUUUUUUUCUCAUUGUGAUAACAUCUCUUUUUCAAGAGGGACCUGGAGAGACUGACUGAUUUAAAAAUUAUAGUUUUAACCAUAACAAAUCAUGUUAUUAGCCAAAUGCUUUGUGAACAACUGGUGUAGACAAACAGUGAAAUGCUUACUUACAUGUCCUUUUCCAACAAUGCAGAGUUAAAGAUAUAAAACAUAGAAUUAGUGACACGAGGAAUGAAUACACAGUGAACAACACGUUUUGUCUUCUUCAUAUUCACAUUGUUUACAAACAAAUGAAUAAAACAAGCUCAUAUUUAGGGUUCUGAUGGGGUACAACAGUUGAUCUAAGCAUGAGGCAUUUCUAAGUUCUAUUUUUCAAUAGUUAUUGGGUACACAUCAAUCCAUUUACAAGUCCAAAAGUGAAUGUACCAAUCACAGAUUGGCCCUUUUAAGGUUAUUGUUUUAUUUGACCGUAUAGUGUCUGUGUCAUAUUGAUUGAUGAGCAUUAAAACAAUUCUAACCUGGAAA